AUGUGGUUUAGUGAAUUGCUUCUAGUGGCAGUCACAGCAGAACUUGCGGAGAUCCAUUCACAAACUUCUGAGGAAAAAACCGUGAAUUUUGUAACACAAGCUGAUUUGAAACCAUGCACACCAUUUCCUCGUCUCAGUUAUUGUGAUGCCAUGCGACUUUAUGGUAGCGACAAGCCAGAUAUGAGAAUCCCUUGGCAAAUAGAGGACUGCUCGGAACAACUUGAUUUCAUGCGAGGAGAAAACGUCAACAAUGGCUGGGUAGCGCGAUUGAUUGUUUGCAAGGGACAAGCGAACAAAGUGAGAACGGCUGUAAAGAAGGAGUUCAAGCGGAUUCUGGAUAUGAAUGAAAACUCUCGUCCAUUCGCCAUAUUUGAUAGAAGAAAGGAAUUAUGGUUCAAAACAAUCCCCAAUUCUGUAUUUGUGGAACGUUAUGGUGUCGAGAACGAUGAUUGCGUGGAUUUUCAGGUCACUGGGGAGAUGAGGAGGGUGUGCAAUGGACUCUCGGCCAGUUACGCAAUCUCAUGGCCAGUGUUGCAGGUCUUCGAAAGCAGCGCAAGGUAA
This is a messenger RNA of Ostertagia ostertagi, 561 nucleotides long. The record is from the annotation of a GenBank genome assembly. Lineage: Eukaryota; Metazoa; Nematoda; Chromadorea; Rhabditida; Trichostrongylidae.